Molecule: messenger RNA, 2204 nt
Organism: Blepharisma stoltei
Lineage: Eukaryota; Ciliophora; Heterotrichea; Heterotrichida; Blepharismidae
Source: the annotation of a GenBank genome assembly
AUGGUAAAUCAAAGCAUAAUCAGUUUUUUAAAUAGGAAAUAUAUAAAAACCAACACAACAGAAGAAAGCGAAAAACUCAACAAUUCCAGAAAAGCUGACAAAAAUGAUGAAGAACUUAAGGAUCCUGCGCCUAUUAUCAUUCACGAUUUUGAAAUCCCUGAAAAUUUAUUAUACGAGCCAAUAAAUCGUUUCAAAUACGCUAUUAUCUGACAACGAGCCAAAAGAAAAAUUUUAAUCACCCUACGCUUGAGAAAAAUGAUCAAUGAAGUGAGAUUAUUUGGCCCUUCUCACGGAGUUUUUACAGAGUAUACUGUUUCACCGCCUCAAAUAGACGAUUAUUUUAAAUCUAGGGCAAAGAAUAUAAUAGAUAAAUAUCAUAAGAAAAAAGAAAACCUGCCGGCAUUUGUCUUGCACCCUUCUGGCUACAUAAGAGAGAUAUUAAACGCUUUUAUUUUUGUUAUUUUACUAUACACUGCAAUUGUAAUCCCUUAUAUAAUGGCAUUCCUUAUCACAAAUAACUGAGACUUUUGAUUCUGAAUUGAUUUUGCCCAAGACUGCGUUUUUAUUAUUGACUUAAUUUUGAAUUUCAACACUGCAUAUUACAAGAAGGAUGGCGCAUUUAUUACAGAUAGAAAGAUGAUUAUCUGACAUUACUUGACAGGUUGGUUUGUUAUCGAUCUUGCUGCAAGUGUUCCUUUUGAAAUGAUUGAUGCUUUAGCAUCGAAUAGUUUUUCUCAAAAUCAUGAUGAAAUAAUGAAAGCGCUAAAGCUGAGAAUCCUCUUCAAAGGGUUAAGACUCUCACGACUGAUAAAAUUCCUUGACAGCAAAUCAUUGAAAAAGAUAUUUGAAUGCUUAGAACUUAAUUUCAACUUCCAUAGACGGUCCGUUGUUAUUAUGUAUUGAAUUUUAGGCGUUUUAGUACUUAUGCAUAUUGCAGCAUGCAUGUUUUAUAUGACUGGCAAAUUAGACGAUUUUGAUCCUGAUUCAUGAAUUGUCACUAAUGAUUAUCUUGACAAGAAUUCAUAUACUAAAUAUCUUGCUGCAUUUUAUUGAGCCAUGACUACGUUUACAUCAAUUGGCUAUGGAGAUAUAUAUGCUUCGACAAUACCUGAAAAAAUUGUGGCCAUUUUAUGAAUGGCGAUCGGAGUUUAUUUUUUAUCAUUCAGCAUCAGCAAUAUUGCAAAACUCUUUGAAGAAAGCGACACAAAAACAAGAAUUCUUGAUAAAAAAAUGGCGGUGGUCGAAGCCUAUAUAAAAUCAUCUGCUUUAUCAAAUAAUAUAAAAAUGAAAAUUCAGCGAAUUGUUAGUAAUAAUGCAAUGAAGAAAAACUAUUCUCAAAAUGAAAGAGAUGAUAUGCUUGAUGACUUCCCAACAACAUUGAAAUAUGAAAUUGGCAUAAAUAUGCACUUUGGAGCAAUUACAAAAUUGGAAUUUUUUCAAAAUAAAGAUUUUAAAUUUAUAUCUGAGGUCGCAGCUUACCUUCAGCCAAUGUACGUGCCAUAUUCUGAGUUUGUGGUCGCUAUUGGAGAAGUUGCAGAUUCAAUGUAUUUUGUAGUAAAAGGAAGAGCAUCUUAUGUCUGUGAAAAUAAUAUUGCUUUUUAUAAGUGCAAUGAAGGAGAAUCCUUUGGAGACUAUGAAGCGAUUAAUAGAGUAACGCGAAAAUAUAACAUUAUGGCAGGAUUAAACCUACACCUAUUAAUAUUAACCCAAAAAGUAAUUGUAAUGCAGACAUGCUCAAAAAUAAAAUUUGGAUUUCCUCUUAUCUGAAAAGAAAUGGAGAAAAGAGCUUCUGAAAAAGAUGAAAAAAUAAACAGCACGGGACUUUUUUGGCUUGUUGGUAAGCAAAAAAGCCCCGUGCUGUUUACCCCAAGUCACUAUAUUUACUAGCAGAAAUGAAUGCUUUAAUUAAGGCAAACAAAGUUGGAAUGCUCAAUGAAUUAACAUCUUUAAGCUUCAAAAAAUUAAUCAUAGAAGAAUUAAAGAAGCUUGACAAUGAAAAGGAAAGUGUGAUUUUCAUAAAAAAUGAAGGAUUGGGAAAUAAAGAGCUUGCAGUGAUGAAAGAGCAGAUGAUCAGAAAUAAUGCAAAAAUGGAAAGAAUAGAAAGGCUGCUUAAAAAGAUGCUGGAAAGCGAAGAUAUUUAUAUGGAUUGUGUGAGUAGUUCUGAGUCUGAAUCAUUAACAACCAGAGGACGACUUUUAAGCUAA